Sphaerodactylus townsendi is the source of this 2091-nucleotide messenger RNA. It is a transcript of the gene STAMBPL1, whose product is annotated as STAM binding protein like 1. The transcript is spliced from 11 exons. NCBI's taxonomy places the organism in Eukaryota, Metazoa, Chordata, Lepidosauria, Squamata, Sphaerodactylidae. Gene Ontology annotation, molecular function: K63-linked deubiquitinase activity; protein binding; metal-dependent deubiquitinase activity. The record is from RefSeq and is a predicted model, not a curated record. The coding region runs from base 513 to 1808 and encodes 431 amino acids. Gene Ontology annotation, biological process: protein K63-linked deubiquitination. Gene Ontology annotation, cellular component: endosome; membrane.
UGGCCAGCGUGGGAGGCGUAAGGCUCGCCCGCUCCGGCUAUGAUUGCUCCUGCCUUCCUAGCGUGUGGAAACGGGUCGUUUGCGUUUGCAAGUCUUGAUGUCGGCUGCCAGGAGCGCUCUUCUUCCUUUGCGACAAGGGCUGGGAAUCGCGAUUACAAAGAAACGAUGAGGAAGCUGCAAGAUCGGGUGCGAGGGCCGGUGUGUGUGUGCGUGGGGGGAUUUCCUCUGUCCGUUCCGUUUCCGAAAGCGGAGCCUCUUUGAAGCCAGCUGUGACGAAGUUGAGAUCUUUUGGUGUUGAGAUCUGGAGAGCCGCUGAUCUGGGAGAGAAGAGCAAGCAAAACGGUGGCUCUGGGGGUGUGACAGACAUGAAACCCUGUUGCGGUGUUUAAAGUACCGUUGGAGGGAAUGCUCAUAUUGUUACAGAGCCGGAGAUUUCCACUCCCCAGCCGCCACUUGUCACGAUGGAAGGUCUCUGAAGAAACACUAAAGUUGGUUUGAAAGGAGAAUCUAAUAUGGACCAGCCAUUCACAACGAGUUCUUUGAAGAGGUUAGCUGCCAUGCCUGACCACACAGAUGUUUCACUGACCCCAGAAGAACGUGUACGUACCUUAAGCAAGCUUGGCUGUAAUAUCACCAUAAAUGAAGACAUUACUCCACGACGUUACUUUAGGUUUGGAGUGGAGAUGGAGCGGAUGGCAUCUGUAUAUCUUGAAGAAGGAAAUCUCGAAAAUGCCUUCGUGCUCUAUAACAAGUUUAUAACCUUGUUUGUAGAAAAGCUGCCUGGUCAUCGAGACUACCAGCAAUGUGCUGUUCCAGAAAAACAGGAUAUUAUGAAGAAACUGAAGGACAUUGCAUUUCCAAGGACUGAUGAACUGAAGAAGGACUUGCUAAAGAAAUACAAUGUAGAAUAUCAGGAAUAUAUUCAAGGCAAGAACAAAUGCAAAGCUGAAUUACUGAAGAAGCUAGAGCAGCAGAAUUUGAUCGAAGCAGAGAAAAAGCGAAUUGCACAAAUUCGUCAGCAACAGCUGGAAAAGCAGCAGUUUCAGUUCUUUGAAGACCAACUGAAGAAGCAAGAUCUAGCCCGUGAUCAAAAAAGUAAAGAUAAAUCUGUUUCAUCUGAGCAGACAGAUGGGAGUAUGUUGUCAUCAUGCCUUUCAGCACAUCAGAACAAUACUUUCUCCACUGUGUUAACAAACAAGAGUGAAGCCUCGGCUGGACGGUCUCCUCCAAUUAGUCGGGCAAUAAAGGCAGAUGCUACGCUGAGUUCUGUCCAGAGCAAUGUGGCUGAAGGGCUGCGAAGUGUAGUUCUACCCAAAUAUCUUAGUCAGAAAUUUCUGCUGCUAGCAGAAGCAAAUACAGUAAGAGGAAUAGAGACAUGUGGGAUUCUCUGUGGAAAACUGACACAUAAUGAAUUCACUAUUACUCAUGUAAUAGUACCAAAACAGUCUGCAGGGCCAGACUACUGUGACGUGGAGAAUGUAGAAGAGUUAUUCAGUGUUCAAGACCAACAUGAUCUCCUUACUCUAGGCUGGAUCCAUACACAUCCAACACAGACCGCAUUCUUAUCUAGUGUUGAUCUUCAUACACAUUGUUCUUAUCAGCUAAUGUUACCGGAGGCUAUUGCAAUUGUUUGUUCACCAAAACAUAAUGACACUGGAGUCUUCAGGCUUACUAAUGCUGGCAUAUUGGAAGUUUCGGCUUGUAAAAAGAAGGGCUUCCAUCCUCAUACCAAAGACCCUAGGAUGUUUAAUACUUGCAACCAUGUCAUUGGGAAAGAUGUAAAAAUAACAGUUUUGGAUCUGAGGUGAUAUGAAUGGAGGAAGAAAAGCCUUUCCCAAACAGAUGCCCAAAGGAGAACAACGGCUGCCAGGUUUUACUACAGUGUUUUCCAAAAAUUACCGACAUUUUAUAUUUGUACAUUUUAGAUUUAAUAAUUUGAUAUUUAUUACCCUUUCCCAUUUUGAGGUUAUUUUGUUGUUUUGUCAAGACAGAGUUCACGGUGGCAUUUUAUCAGAAUCUGUUGUUUAUUCAGGAUCUGUUGUUUAUUCUGAAAUACUGUGAUAUGACAAUAAAGUGAACUUGAAACAGUGA